AUGGUGUUGGAGAUGCUACAUGGAUUGAACCUUAUCCAGCCUUUCGUAUAUCAAGAGGAUGAUAUUGAGAAACCUAACUUUUUAUUUUACUCUGAUAUUUCUGAGAAGAUGAAAACAUUGGCUCAAAGGUUUGAAAAAAGUGAUAGAGAUAUAAUCGAUUUGAGUAACGGCAACGAAGAAGUUACUGUAGCAGUCAAAUUGGACUUGCUAAUUCUGAGGAAUAGGAAUUUGAAGACUUCAGAUUUGAUCAGAGAUAAUUUGGUCUACAUGGCCAAAUGCGAUAAGCUGAAGGACGAGCUUCCGGGUGAAAUGCAAAACCGAUCUUCAUGCACAAUAAACAAUGCAAAAAUAUUCCAGUACAGGCCUAUAAGUGGUGAAGUUUUUGUAGUCAAUUUAGCAUUGAAGAUCUUGGAUUUUGUUGUAUACCGAGAUCUGGAUGAGAUCCAUAUUGACUUUUUAAAAGAUGAAAAUUAUGGAAUAUUGGUGUUGUCUGACGAACAAAUGAUUGAACAAAUAGCGCUAUAUAUGAAGCGACAAUUCAAAACUAGUUUGAAAUCGUUUUCGGCGCAGCGAGAUCCCUAUGGUCAUCCAUGCGACCCUCAUAAGAGAGGCGUACUAAUACUUGAAAGGGUUCCUGUCAUACCUGAAGAAAAGUUCGAAGAAUCUUUCAUUCGAGAAAAUGAUACUACUAUUAAUGACAAAUCAAUCAUGUACGACGAAGGUGAUGAAUAUAAUUCUUUAGAAGAUUUAUUAUUAUUGAAAUCUAAUGAUACUUCAAAAUCUACCGAAGACGAAGAGGAAGAGACAAAUUUUGAAAGCAUACUUAAAAGUAACAAUAAACCCAAGAAGAAACAAUGCGCUUAUGGUGCUGGCAUAAAAGACAACGGAUUUAUCAAGGACAUAAACAACAUGAGACAUAAUGAAACGAUCGUUGAUAUCGACGAAAUUGAUACGACUGAUGACGAGAAAAUGGAUAACGAUGACAACAAUAUACUUCUCAGUGAUGCUAUGGAAUGCGAACAGAUAGAACAGUUCCAAUAUACAUCUGAGAGCCUCUCUAUUCCAGUGGACCUUCUCUCAGACUUUGAUCAAGGUAUAGAAUCUCCAAUAAUUAACAAACAAAUAUCAACAUCAUCUUCGUUUGCGUCUCCAUCCAAACGAAGAUCAAUCUCGACGAAGACAUCAGUCGCAUCGUUUUCCAUGAUUGAUAAAGGUGAAUAUAAAGAUUUAGACUAUGCAUUUAGAGAUAAGUCUUCAUCGGUUCCCAAUUAUAUAAAGGAGGACAAAAAAUUCAAAUUCAUCAAGGUCGGCAAAGUACAAAAGUUUGUCAGUUUAUUUGAGGAACACCUGACGCAACCUCUGGGCGAGUCAUCACCAGCUGGACCAGCAAGUCGCCUGCGAAGUAAUAGUGUAAGUAGACAAAACUAG
Molecule: messenger RNA, 1428 nt
Organism: Priceomyces carsonii
Lineage: Eukaryota; Fungi; Ascomycota; Pichiomycetes; Serinales; Debaryomycetaceae
Gene: CTA9
Product: Cta9p
Exons: 1
Coding region: 1-1428 (475 amino acids)
Source: RefSeq, a predicted model, not a curated record